AUGCUUUGGAAAUCGCGAUGCGUAUGCUCGCAUAAAAAGCUUCAACACACUGGGAUCAAAUCAGCUGUAGAGAGAGAUCAUGAAUACCAAAUCAGUAAGUUGAGGUUUGUUUGUAAGGCAUGGUAUGAGAUUGUUAAUAGCCUCGUUUUCAUUGAUGCCCAUCUUCAAGGAUCCGACACUGGCUUAAUUUUUUUAGCUCCAGUUAUGAAGGGCCAUCCGUUGUCCAGUGAUUUUAAAACAUUAGACCCUCUUGUCAAACCAAACACUUUCUCUGUUGAAUCCAAGGUUUUGCAUAUGCAGUCUGUGCCUAUAUGUCAUUGGCCAUGCAUAAACCCAUCAUCUUUAUUUUACAUUAAGUUCAUGGAAAUUAAAGAUGGUAAGUGCACAAUAAAGGAGUACAAUGAGACUUGCGUAGGCAAAAUCAGAGCAACUUGCAAUGGCUUAAUCCUGCUCGAAAACCGGAUGAAGAAAGAGGGCUUAGUUAUCAUGAAUCCUGUGACUCGGGAACUGUUGAGAGUUCCUUUGGGAACUCAGUCUUCUCCUCAUCAUGAAUCAUAUGGGUUAGUGUAUUGCCAUUGUUCGAGCAAUUAUAAAGUGGUGCACUUGUUUCAGGAUGAGUCACAGUACAUUGGUUGUGAGAUUAUUAACAUUGGGAGUAGAUCUUGGAGAGUUGUGGAUGGACCUUCUUUUGGACUUCUUGGUUGGCUCGGGUAUGAACCUGUUUUUGCAAUAGGAGCUCUACAUUGGCUUCCUCUUAUUAAUCAUAACGAGUACAUAGUGUCAUUACUAGUGGACAAUGAGAAGUUCAAGAAGAUACCACUCCCAAAGAGUGGGGAAAUUCAUGAUCGCAUCAUUGCAAUGAGUGGAUUCCUUGGUUUCGUGACUCAUCAUGAAGACAUGAAUCAAAUUGAUGUGUGGAUUUUGAGGGGUUUGGGCUGUGAAGUUUGGGAAAAGCUCUAUACCAUAAGAAUGGAUUGCACGAAGAAUAUGGUUCCUCUUUACUGUUCAAGAAUUGACGGUGAAAUAAUUUUCAGGAAAAAAGAUUAUGAUCUAUAUGCCUAUGAUUGUUCUUUGCAAAUUAUGAGUAAGGUUGAGUUGAAAAAGGGAUGUUCCCCCUUCAAUGGUUGCUAUUUGCCUCAUGUGAAUAGCCUCGUCUCUUGGAGGAUUCCUGCAAAAAGGUGA
Fraxinus pennsylvanica is the source of this 1182-nucleotide messenger RNA. NCBI's taxonomy places the organism in Eukaryota, Viridiplantae, Streptophyta, Magnoliopsida, Lamiales, Oleaceae. The record is from the annotation of a GenBank genome assembly.